CCUCUCCCGUGACCUUUGACCCCCGCGCUUACGCUUCACGUCAUCGGGGAGCGACGGGGCGGGGCGGGGGCUCGCUCCGUGACGUCAUUGGACCGCGCCCGGAAGAGGCGCUUGGAUCCCGGAGCCUCGCGCAGAGUCACCCCAUGGAGCGCCGCCGCCAGCUGAUCUCCGACGCCCUGAAGGCCAAGAAGCGGCGCCUGCAGCCGGGACCGACCCCGGGGACGCGACAGCCGGACACACCGGAGGGCCCCGGGGCGGUGGAGUCGGCUCUCCGGUAUCUCGCCUCUCUCUUCCCUCGCCAGCUGUUCGAGGACGCGCUCCCCCCCCUCGUCCUGAAGCACCAGCUCUACAGCCUGGUGAGGGAUCGCACGGCCGUGGACAGGCAGCUGAGCCAGCUGAAGGACGAGGGGCUGAUCCGGCUCUUCCAGCUAGGAUUUGACUCUGACGUCUUCGGGGUGGCAUUCACCCAGGACUACAUGGCCAAGGUGCUGCAGUCUGUGGCAGGGAAGGAGCACGCCGGGACGGUGCGCCAGUUCUUGGAGACGGCAUUCGCCACCUGUCUUGAACUCAGCUACGACAAUGGCCGCAUGCAGAGGGACUUUGGCUUCCGGGACCCGGACAUUACGCAGCUGGUAAAUGCCGGGGUCCUGACCGUCCGUGACGCUGGCAGCUGGUGGCUAGCCGUGCCUGGAGCCGGGCGCUUCGUUAAAUGCUUCAUCAAAGGACGCAAGGCCGUGCUGGGGAUGAUCCAGAAGGCCAAGUACAAGGAGAUUUUGCUGUCUGAUCUGCAGGGCCGCCGGGCUCCCAGCACCGUGAAACUGGGGCUUCCAUAUCACGUCCAUGACCUUAUCGGGGCCCAGCUGUCGACUGCAUCCCAGCACUUCCUGGGACCCUGCUGCGAUUGGCUGACUCCUAACCUGAGGAGCUCCGGGAGAUCAGUGCCAAGGACUGACUGACGCUUGGGGGCGGAAGGGGCUCACCUUGGCUGCCUGCCGUGGGGACUGGGUUUCCCAUCAUGCAGCGGUGCUCAGCCCCUCUAGGGCCCCUGCAGUGACUGUGGGUCUAGGCGGUUUAAUUAUUUUGUGGAUCAAGGUUGCACUUGGGGAGGUGGGAUAAAAUCCGGGGCCUGGCCCGUGGGACUUGGGGGGAGAUACAGUGAGAUUUGAGCCACACCCUGGCUGCGGUUCAGCGGAAGAGGCCGUGGAGGGUAAUAAAUGGGGGUUUCUCUGCU
Dermochelys coriacea (leatherback sea turtle) is the source of this 1231-nucleotide messenger RNA. RefSeq names its product serine/threonine kinase 19 (gene WHR1). The record is from RefSeq and is a predicted model, not a curated record. Gene Ontology annotation, biological process: positive regulation of Ras protein signal transduction; protein phosphorylation. The transcript has 8 exons. Lineage: Eukaryota; Metazoa; Chordata; Testudines; Dermochelyidae. Gene Ontology annotation, molecular function: protein serine/threonine kinase activity. Bases 144 to 956 code for a protein of 270 amino acids.